Auxenochlorella protothecoides is the source of this 750-nucleotide messenger RNA. RefSeq lists its product as hypothetical. NCBI's taxonomy places the organism in Eukaryota, Viridiplantae, Chlorophyta, Trebouxiophyceae, Chlorellales, Chlorellaceae. The record is from RefSeq and is a predicted model, not a curated record. The transcript has 5 exons. Bases 1 to 750 code for a protein of 249 amino acids.
AUGAAGGAGAAAGGAUUCUUCGUUGUGUCUGCUGACCUCCCACUGAAUGCGGAGAGGUACAUCCUCGAGCGUGACAGCAAGGCGUUCAGAGACCUGCUCAGCCGGACCCUUAAAAUCGGCACCAUGGAGUUUGUGGAGGCCUGGACCUCACCUGAGGGCUCACAGGUGGUGCGGCUGGUCACCAGCCCCGACUUUGGGGCCUGGGUGCCCAAAGCACUGCAGAGCCAGGCUAGCUUCCAGAAGCUGGAGUUUCACGAUAUCAUUGAGUACGCUCCCUCGGACCUCGCCAGGCCCCCCUACUCCCUGUCCGUGUGCACCGAGAGCCCCAUGCUGGGGCACAAGCUGGACAUCCGGCUGCGCCUGACGGUGGCCCCCACCGGCCCCGACGCCUGCCGCCAGACGCUGGAGGGCCGCAUCCGGGUGGGCAUCUUCGGCCUGGGCCGCAUCGUGGAGGGGAUCGUGAAGGACCAGCUGGCCGCGACAUACCGCCGGCUGCCCUCCAUCGUGGGGGCCUGGUGCACCUACCGACAAAAGUGCCUGGCGGCGGGGGAGGGCUGGCGUCUUCUGGCCGGCAGGCCGCAGGUGGGCAUGGGCGUGCCCUGGAUGGAGGCCGCGUCGGACUCGGGCCAGACCUCCCCGCGCCCGACCUGGGAGGGAAGGAGGCCGGGGCCGACUCCCGCGACGCCCUCUACCCCCGACGCGUCGGUGCACUCCGCCUCCGUCACCCCAGCAGCCACAGAGUACAUGUGA